AGAGAAAGAAUUCACCAACCAGGAAGCAGCUGAGCCCAAGGAGGUUCCAGUGCAGAGUACAGAAGCAGGUAGGGAUCACAACGAAGAAGAGGGUGAAGAAAAAGGAUUAAGGGAUGAGAAACCAAUCAAGACAGAAGUUCCUGGUUCUCCAGCAGGAACUGAGAGCAAGGGUCAGGAGGCGACAGGUCCAAGUACAGUAGACACUCAAAGUGAACCCUCAGAUAUGAAAGAGCCAGAUGAAGAAAAGAAUGACCAACAGGGAGAGGCAUUGGACUCAUCGCAGAAGAGAAAGAACAAGAAAAAGAAAAACAAGAAGAAAAAAUCCCCAGUACCCAUAGAAACCCUUAAAGAUGUUUAAAAAGAGUUAACUUAUCAGAACACAGAUUUAAGUGAAAUUAAGGAAGAAGAGCAGGUAAAGUCUACUGACAGAAAGUCAGCAGUGGAAGCCCAAAACGAGGUGACUGAAAAUCCAAAACAGAAAAUUGCAGCAGAAAGCAGUGAAAAUGUUGAUUGUCCAGAGAAUCCUAAAAUGAAGUUGGAUGGAAAACUUGACCAAGAAGGCAAUGAUGUAAAAACAGCAGCUGAGGAGGUACUAGCUGGUAGAGACACAUUAGAUUUUGAGGAUGUCACAGUUCAAUCAUCAGGCCCGAGGGCUGGUGGUGAAGAAUUAGAUGAAGGUGUUGCAAAAGAUAAUGCUAAAAUAGAUGGUGCCACUUAAAGCAAUCCUGAAGAACCAGAGAGCGAAGAUGCAGAUCGCUGCACCGUACCCAAAAAUGAAAGUCCCUCACAGGACAUUAGUGAUGCCUGUGAAGCAGAAAGUACAGAGAGGUGUGGGAUGUCAGAACAUCCAAGUCAGACCAUCAGGAAAGCUUUAGACAGCAAUAGCCUAAAAAGCCAUGACUUGUUGGCACCAGGAGGAGAGCCGGGGGACUUCAAUCCAGAAAGCAGAGAAGAUACCAGAGGAGGGAACGAGAAGGGCAAAAGCAAAGAAGACCGUACCAUGUCCUAAGCUGAGGCAGGCGGCAGGCGUGGUGCACAGGAAGUCUGAGUGUGAGGGGCUCUUUUCUCUCCACUGCCAAUCCUUUCCUGCCUCAGGGAAGAAGAGAGAGACAGACUACAGUGAUGGAGACCCACUAGAUGUGCACAAGAGGCUGCCAUCCAGUGCUGGAGAGGACCGAGCCGUGAUGCUGGGGUUUGCCAUGAUGGGCUUCUCAGUCCUAAUGUUCUUCUUGCUCGGAACAACCAUUCUAAAGCCUUUUAUGCUCAGCAUUCAGAGAGAAGAAUCGACCUGCGCUGCCAUCCACACAGAUAUCAUGGACGACUGGCUGGACUGUGCCUUCACCUGUGGUGUGCACUGCCGCGGUCAGGGGAAGUACCCGUGUCUUCGGGUGUUUGUGAACCUCAGCCAUUCAGGUCAGAAAGCUCUCCUACAUUAUAAUGAAGAGGCUGUCCAGAUAAAUCCCAAGUGCUUUUACACACCUAAGUGCCACCAAGAUAGAAAUGAUUUGCUCAACAGUGCUCUGGACAUAAAAGAAUUCUUUGAUCACAAAAAUGGAACCCCCUUUUCAUGCUUCUACAGUCCAGCCAGCCAAUCUGAAGAUGUCAUUCUUAUAAAAAAGUAUGACCAAAUGGCUAUCUUCCACUGUUUAUUUUGGCCUUCACUGACUCUGCUAGGUGGUGCCCUGAUUGUUGGCAUGGUGAGAUUAACACAACACCUGUCCUUACUGUGUGAAAAAUAUAGCACUGUAGUCAGAGAUGAGGUAGGUGGAAAAGUACCUUAUAUAAAACAGCAUCAGUUCAAACUGUGCAGUAUGAGGAGGAGCAAAGGAAGAGCAGAGAAAUCUUAAGACGGUGGCCAAAUUAAAGUGCUGGCCUUCAGAUGUCUGUGAUUUCUGCAACUGAGGACCUAAUUAUGCCUGUCUGCAAACUAACAAUGUAAAAGGUAAUAAUUAAAGUAUCAUAUUUUCAUGUGGGAAAAAAUUU
Molecule: messenger RNA, 1983 nt
Organism: Pan troglodytes (chimpanzee)
Lineage: Eukaryota; Metazoa; Chordata; Mammalia; Primates; Hominidae
Gene: KCNMB3
Product: potassium calcium-activated channel subfamily M regulatory beta subunit 3
Exons: 4
Coding region: 897-1847 (316 amino acids)
Biological process (GO): potassium ion transport; detection of calcium ion
Cellular component (GO): voltage-gated potassium channel complex; membrane
Molecular function (GO): calcium-activated potassium channel activity; potassium channel regulator activity
Source: RefSeq, a predicted model, not a curated record